UGUUUACCAAAGAUGUGGUUGUAACAAGCUAUGAAAUUGUAUCCUGAUUUUAUCACUUAAACUUCACAGUGUUAAAGAAGUACAUUAAGACGUAACAAUGUGUCAAUUGUUAGAAGAUGAGAAAAAGCCGUUGAUGCCGAAGCGUCUUAGAGCACCAGUAUAUGAUGACAAUACAUACGAAGACAGUCUUGGUUACCCACAAGAGGAUGGCAGGACGAGACGAGGACGACGCUCGAGUUGCUGUCCCUGUAUUUCAGCAAGAAUCGUGCUAGCAUUGUUAUCCUCCGCUGGGUUUCUCAUCAUCUUCAGUUUACGAUCAAAUUUAAGCGUUGCAAUGGUGGCCAUGGUAUAUGCUAAUGUAUCUGAUAAGAACGUCAACCAGAGUUUGGAAUGUAUGCCUAAAUAUGGCAACCAUACACCUAUGGUACCGCUAACUGAAGGAGAAUUUCAAUGGAAUGGACAAAUUCAAGGAAUUAUUCUUGGAUCAUUUUAUUAUGGAUACUGCUUAACACAAAUUCCUGGUGGCUGGUUAGCUCAAUAUUUUGGCGGGAAACGGUUAAUUGGGGGAGCCAUAUUGGUGACGUCUUUAUUGAGUCUGUUGUCUCCUAUAGCCGCCAGGUUCAAUUGGUGGAUGUUGGUCGGGGUUCGAUUUUUGGAGGGAGCUACACAGGGUGUCAUUUAUCCAGCUAUGCAUUCUAUGUGGGGAAGAUGGGCGCCAAAAUCUGAGAGGAGUAGAUUAGUCACCAUAACAUAUUCAGGAUCUGGAUCAGGAACAACUGUGGGACUCAUUGUUUCAGGAUAUAUUUGUCAGAGUCAAUAUAUUGGUGGUUGGCCAUCAUGUUUCUAUCUAUUUGGUGGUAUUGGGUGUGUGUGGUUUAUAAUAUGGAUGUUAUUGGUACAUGAUCUGCCAGCCGAUCACCCUAGAAUAUCAGCAGAAGAACUACAUCUACUUCAAACAACUACCAGUACUUUUCAUACCGACGAAAACAACAUGUCAGAUUUAAAGAAAUUGAAGCCGCCAUGGACAUCUAUUUUUACAUCAAGUGCUGUCUGGGCUAUUGUCGCUGCACACGUAGCUACAGAUUUUGGUUUCUUCACUCUAGCAUCGUGUCUACCUACUUACAUGAAAUUUGUUUUAAAAUAUAAUAUUGAUAAGGAUGGUAUUCUCUCAGCUGUACCUUACAUGGCUGUCAUGGUUACAACAAUUCUUACAGGACUUGUUGCUGAUUGGAUUCGGGAUAAGAAAUAUCUGUCAACAGUUGCUACUAGAAAACUUAUGAACACUUUAGGUUUAUUAUUACCAGCUGGGUUUAUGUUAGGUAUGGGCUAUACAAACUGUGAUUCUAAUUUAGCUGUGGCAUUACUGACAUUAGCUAUUGCUGUAAAUGGUCUUACGGCUGCUGGCUAUACAUGUAAUCAUAUAGAUAUAGCUCCUAAAUUCUCAGGUAUAUUAAUGGGUCUGACAAAUACAUUUGGAACAACCACAGGGUUUAUAGGACCUUAUAUAGUUGGUGUUUUGACUGAUAAAAACCAAUCUCGGGAACAAUGGCAAAAGUUUUUCUUCAUGGUAUCAGCGCUGUAUGGUUUUGGUGGUUUAGUGUUCCUAGUGUUCGCAAAGGGAGAAGAACAAAAGUGGUCUAUAGAAGCUUCUGUGAAACAGAACUCCACAAAGACUCUCAAUAUUCAAAAGUAGCUAAAGGACGCUGAAACGCAUAAUAGUAGCUCGACUUUAUUAAGUCAAUUAGCUCAAUCAUAUAACAGACAAAGAAUAUUCUUUUCAAAUGAAAAUCGUUAUGCCAUAAUUGUUGGAGAUGUAGGUCCUUUGUUGAAAUCUAAGCGAAAAACAAUGACUUCUUUUCAAAUUUUGGAUGCGAAACAGUGUUCUUUAUUGGAAUAAAGAUUUGUUUGCACAAGCACACAAAACUAGAGAUGUAACUCUAAAAAUAGGACGACCCAUCGACGAAACGCCAGUCUGUUUGGCACUAGGCUUAUGUGCCGUCGUCUAAUUCAAACGGAAACGGUCAAAACGUAUUUAUAUAAAUGCAACACAUAUUUUUCUGUUCCAGGAAACUAUAGCGCAGCAGAGGCGCGUAUCAGUAAUUUAAAUAAAUUUUGGAUUGGCCCUAACAAUAACUGAGAAGGAUGAAAUGAUGCUAAUGCCCACACCUAGGACAUGUGUCCUAUAUCGUCGUGCUCGAAACCGGUUUUAGAAUUGUAAAUAAUUAUUUUCUGUUAGUUUUAUGCUUGUAUGUAUUAAUUAAUUAACAGUGUUAUAUGUGUGGUAUUGUAUAUUAUUGUAUAUUUGUAUUAUUGCAUAUUUGAUAAGUGGUGUGUUGUUCCUUUAGAUGUGUAGUUUUUCCUUUAAGGUUUUGUAGCUUGGGCCGGUUGUUAACAUGGAGUUAAGGGAUUGUUAACCUUAACGGAGAGAAAGUCUAUUGCUGGAAGCCCCGUUAAUUUUAAUAUGUCGUUAACUUAAUAUUUAACGAAGGUGUUGGACUUCGUUAUCGGUUUAACGGUGACAUUAGUGGGCUGUCAAUCGAAGUAUAGUAUACUUAGCAGCAAACAGUCCUAUAGCCUACACCAGAAAACACACCAGACGACGCCUAAUACUAUAGUUAGAGAACUUAAACUCUGUAGGCUACCUCUGGGAAUUAAAGGGUUUCUUUGGAGGCGUAUAGGCUAGGCUAUAUCAAUCUGUUUGGGGCUAUAUAUAUGUACAGAAUGUGUUUUUGGAAGUCAGGCCAUAGGCCUAUAAAAACUGCCAAUUAUAUGUAUGUGUAUUACCGGUAUCCUUCAUAUGUAAAUAAUUCAACCUGUCGAUAAUAUCAUGUAUAAUGUAUUUAAAUUUGUUCUAAACAGCAACAUUGUAUAUAAAUUUUCGUAACUUGUAUCUACUGUAAUUGUUCUGGUACAAUAAAAAAUGUGUCU
Patella vulgata (common limpet) is the source of this 2928-nucleotide messenger RNA. RefSeq names its product sialin. NCBI's taxonomy places the organism in Eukaryota, Metazoa, Mollusca, Gastropoda, Patellidae. Gene Ontology annotation, biological process: monoatomic anion transport; transmembrane transport. Gene Ontology annotation, molecular function: transmembrane transporter activity. The coding region runs from base 98 to 1693 and encodes 531 amino acids. The transcript has 12 exons. The record is from RefSeq and is a predicted model, not a curated record.